GUUUUAUAGCGAAUAUUCAAGUAUGGAAUCUUCUCAAGAAGUGAAAUAUUUUGUAAAAACAAAUAUAAUUUCGAAAAUAGAGGAUGAUCCCAGAGAUAAACUAUUAUGCCGAGUAAGAACGUAUAUUAUAUAAACCAGUUAAAUGAUAAAAGAGACCAUUAAAAAAAAAACCUCUCAUUAUUGUACCUACAUACGUGUGUUUUACAGUCACAAGACUUACGAAAAAAAUCCGCAAAAGCAAUUAAAAAAUAUCGACAAACAAAGAACGAAUAUUGGUCCAGUUUGGCCAAACCUAAACGUCCAUAUAUUCCUAAAACAGCACCCGUAUUUCUAAAGUGAGUUUAAACAACAAAGUAUACUUAAUGUAGCCUUUAGAUUUAUGGAGAAUACAUUUAUUUAGCACUAUUUUAUUUUUUUAAUCGUCAUUUAGUACCAAUAAAAUUAAGAAUAAGAAAUCGUGGAGUAUUGAACGUACAAAUGAAUUGGCUAAACCCAAGGUCGAUUUUUAUGAAUUCACGUGAGUACCCUCAUACAUCGCGUUUUAUGAAAUUACUUACAUAAUGCGUCAUUUUUCUGAAAUUAAUUUGUUAUUAACGGAGUUAAGCAAAAAUAAUUAUUUUAAAUUAUUUUUAUUAUAAAAUGUAUAAAAAUGUAUAUAGGUAAAGAUAGAAGGUAAUUAGUUAAAAUGUUCCUGGAUCAGUGUUUUCCAAUAUUUUUUAUUCUACGCCCUACUUGUAGAUUGUCAAAAAUUGUAAAUUUUAGAUACAGUCAAUUUACACAUUUUAUAUUUUUUUUUUCUACAAUUACGUCAUGGCUAUAUUACCUUCUACGCAGUAUCUAAAUUUAUUUUUUGUACGGAGAAUUCCCUCCUGUUGGUAAACACUGGUCUAGAUAAAGAUACAGAUAGUUAAAAGUGUAAAUUAUCUUAAGUUAAAAUACUAUUUAUCUAGAUUAAAAAAAAAAGGAUAAACAUUUUAAACUUUAAUAAUUUACUUACGUAGGUAUAUUUUUUUUAUCAAUUUAUUCAAUAAAAAUAAAUAAUUAGUAUAGUGAAUGAAUAUAUAAAUAAAACAUUUAUAUAUAUAUAUUAUAUAUAUAUAAUAUAUAUACUAUAUUUAUUUACGAGUAAUAACCAUUUUAAUAAUUUUGUUUUUACUUUAUUAUUCUAUUAAAUAAUUAGCUGUCCCACGCCCGGUACCCGUGCCAUUUAUUAUUAUUAUCAUUUUACCCAUAUUCAUUUUUGGUUUGGGCCGUGUCAGAACUGAAUGAAAACAAAUAAGUGGAAAGUGGGUAGUCCACCUUCGGCGGACUAAAUGCGUUCCAUUGUGAAAUUUUAAUAGUUUAAAUAAUAGUAAUCAUAAUUAUUAUAAUAGUUUUCUUUUCAGUAACACCUGAAUAAACAAAAAUAAAUAAAUAUGCAAUUAGAUAUUCGUACCAAAUAUACCUAAAAUCCCCUAUUUUACCCCCUUAGGGAUUGAAUUUUCAAAUAUCCUUUCUUGGCGGAUGCCUACGUUAUAAUAUAGCUAUCUAUGUGCCAAAUUUCAGCCCGAUCCGUCCGUCAGUAAAUUAGUCAAGACAUGUUAUUUUAUAAAAGUAGACGAGUGAUUAAUGUACUAUUAUCUGAUGUUAAUUUGUAUAGAUUGGGUUUUUAAUUUAAUUUCAAAAUGUAUAUUAUUGAAUUAGUAUUGAGUACUAACUUAUUCUUUGUAUUGAGUUAUUUUUUUAAUCCAGAGAUUGAUUUUUAACAAAUUUGUUUACACCAAAUGCUUUGUCCAUGAUUCUCUGUCGUUUGCCAAAAUUCUUCAUUAUUUGGCGCAUGUACUUCGUUUGGGAUGUACCUCUUGAUUAUGUUCCUUUCAUUAUUCCUUCAUAUUUCAAUUAUGAAACUGUAUAAAUCGUCACCAUGAUACAAUGUUUGUCUUGUCAUCUAUCAUCUUUUCUUUAUGAUAUCAAUUAACGUACGUAUUUCAUCUAUUAUCUUUAAGACUUCUUCAUUCGUUCUUCUUUCAUUCCAACUUAUCAUUUGUAUUUUUCUCCAACACCAUAUAUCCAGAGCUUCCAACAGAGCGUAACUAGGAUUUGUUUAAGGGGCUGUUAAUUAUUAUAAAUAUUUUACUAUAUACAUACAAACUAUAACUUUAGUACCCGUUUCUCGUUUCUUAUAAAAAGAAACUAGCUCGUUCCUUUAAGCGUUCUUUUUUUUUUUUUUUUAUGAAUACGCAUAUUACAUAUUCAUAAACAUCUAUAAAAGAUAUAUAAGAUGGUGCAGCUACUGUUGUAGAUGGGAAGUUAGGAAGGUAGAAUAACUAAAAUUGGAAACUAUUCUUACUUCUUAGAAUCUACAUGUUAAAAAUCCUAGUAAAUAAAAUAAAUAUCCUAGUUGCUAUCUAAAAAAUGAAAAAAAUAUAUUAAGCACAAACAUUCAAUUUACUAAAAAUUAAAAUUAAAUUAUAUACGUAUAUACAUACGAGGUUUGGCUAUUAAAUAACGAGACUGCGCGCGCUGGGAGCGUCCCAAAAAAGUUAAGGGAAAACCGAAUACAGCGCUGGUUAGCUGGAAGUGUCUAUUACGCCAGUACAAAAUUGGGUUUUUGUUGGUGCAUUAGUAUUUUUUCUGUAGCGUUUAGAAACGAACAUGUUUUUUUAUCUUGCCGAAAACGAUGUGUGACGAAAAACAUGAGCAACGGAUAAACGUAAAAUUUUUUCGUUUAACUAAAAAAAACUCCAACUUAGUGCUAUAAGUUGUUAAAAGAGGCCUAUAGUGAGGAUUUUCUAUCUCGGGCACGUGUUUUUGAGUGGCAUAAAUUAUUUUCUGAAGGUCGAGAGUGCACCGGAAUUCAGUCGUAAUCCAAAUUCAAAACCAUGCUGAUGGAUUCUUCGAUAUCAACGGCAUCGUGAUGACUGAAUGGGUUCCAGAGGGUCAAACUGUGAACCAACAUUACUAUUUGAGAGUUUUGGCAAAAACAAGUCGUGGAUCUUGCACCAGAAUAACGCACUUGCCCAUAACGCGCUGUCUGUGAAGCGUUAUUUGGCCGCUUAAGGCACUCCAGUACUCGAACACGCGUCUUACUCACCCAACUGGGCACCCUGCGACUUUUACUUGUUUCCGAAGAUAAAGUCUGGCUUAAAAGGAAUCCGGUUUGAGUCGAUGGAAGAGGUGAAACAAAAAUCGGCGGAACUCCUGAAUGGUCUUACGAAACAGACUUCCAGCACUGCCUGGAGCAAUGGAAGAAACGAAUGAAACGGUGUGUGGCGAGGGGAGGAGAGUAUACUGAAGGGGAACAUUUGGUUGUGGAAUAAUUUUUAAAAUAAAACCAUUUUUCAUAAGCAGUCUCGUUAUUUAAUAGCCAAACCUCGUAUAUGUAUAUGCUGUAUCUACUGUUAUAUUUAAUUUAUGCAUGCGCAUAUUUGUGAAAUGAAAUGAAAUAAAUAAUAAAUAUGUAUGUUAUAUAUAUUGCACAAUAUUACAUUCCAGACGUAAAUUUGUCCAAAUAAUGAAAUGGGUAAUUUUUCGUCUAAUUUGUAAAAUGAUCAAAUAAAUUGCCCAUUUCAUGAAUUGAGCAAAACUAGUGAUAUGUAUUAUACAUUUUUUUAUUCAAUUCGCUUUAAAAACUAUAUUCUUUACAAAUCUCAGAAUCUAAAUAAAAUAGAUCUAAUAAUUAUAAGACUAUUUUGUACAAAAUAAUUUUAGUAUAAACCUUAAUACAUAAAUACAUUUAUUUAGAUAAAUCUAUUAUUUAUGUUAAAAAAGAUAAGAUAGUACAUUUUGAUACUUAUCUUGAUGAAAUAUGAGAUACCUAAUUAAUCAUUUAUCUAGAUUUAACAUUGGUUGUUAAACAAUAUUAGUGAUGAACGAUUAUUAUAUUUUUAAAGUCUCCACAUUUUUGUACACCAUAUUGUUUACAAACGUUUGUGUGUGGUGAUGAAUAUUUCUAUUUUUGUGCACGUUUUUACGUAAGCAUAAAUUAAUAUUUCGUAACGCACUCGUGUUAUAAUAAUAUAUUAUGUUCUGUCACAAAUUUUUCUUGUAAAUAUAUGAUUUUUAUGACUGUCUUUUUAUGCACGUAUAUGACCUGUUUAGAAAUGAAAAUCUUGGUAAUAAACUCGGUGAGCAGUAUAUUAUCUCAAUCCGACACUGUAAAUAAAGAUAAUUAAUUAAGUAUCUAUUACUAUAAUACUUUAUUUCCGUAUACGUCUUUUCGUUUUAAAUGUUUUCGGUGUUUUUAAAAUUGUAUUUCAAUCGUGUAUAUCUCUUUUUAAUAUGAUUAUUCUAUAUUUUUCUAUAUUCGAUAAGCGAACAAGAUACAUUUGUAACUGAAACUGUUAAUUAUUCCUACGUAUAGUAAAAAUUAAAUUACCUAUAUAUUUCACUGGCCGUUGUGUAAUAGAAUGUAAUACUUCAAUGGUAACGUUCAAAUUUAACGAGAAUAAUUGAUUUGAUUUCAACGAACAUGUAGUUUUUAUUUCGAAAUAUCAUUUAAUCUAAUUUUUCAAUUUCAGAGAGCAGUUAAAGAUAACUAAGCGCUUUUUGCGGCCUUCAAAUAUAGGAAGGAUUAAUGAAUUGGCCAUUCCGCGGAUGACACCAUUAGACGUCAAUCAAAAUAUGGAGCGCUUGGUAUUAUUGAAAUAAAAUAACAUUAUAAAAAUUAGAAUUCGUAUUAUUUGUAUAGAGCGCAAGUCGCAAGGUGCCUUUGUCGAUGUUGUUACCGAGAUUAGAAAGACUUUCGAUUCCUCCGAAACGGAAUGACAUGAACGAAAUCAAUAGAUACGACCAUGAAACGUUUUCAGUAAAUACUAUCAUUUUUUUUAGCUUUAAGUUGUCCCGUAAAUAGUGAGUUAUAGAUACGCACUUUUUUUUUUUUAAAAAAAAAUUGAAUUUGUAUGAUUUGUAUAGAGCGCAAGGCGCAAGGUGCCUUUGUCGAUGUUGUUACCAAGAUUAGAAAGACUUUCGAUUCCUCCUAAACGGAAUGACAUAAACGAAAUCAUUAGACCCGACCAUGAAACGUUUUCGGUAAAUACUAUCAUUUUUUUAGCUUUAAAUUGUCCCGUAAAUAGUGAGUUAUAUAUUGCACUUUUUGUACAUAUCCAUACAUAGAUUUUAUUUUUAUUAUGUUAGUACGAUAGUAUAUAUUAUUAUAUUAUAACCUUGAAUAUGAGUUAAUGGUCAGGGCCCAGAGGACGUUUGUUUUUGCAAUAAUAAGUAAAUAUGUUUAUAUUAAUGAGUGUAAUCUACGUUUUCAGGUUAAAAAGUCUGCCUUAAAAUUCGUCGCUUCCGACAGGCUGAUACGGUUGGCAACCCCGCGACCAGUGAUCAGUAAUUGGCAAUGAUGUUUUAAUUAUGUCCGCCAGUAAAAACUGCACAACCCGUUAUCUAUAUUCUUAUGAUAUCCCACUGUGUGUUUUUAAAAAUAAUGAUAAUAAUGAAACAAAUAAA
This is a messenger RNA of Cinara cedri, 5433 nucleotides long. Lineage: Eukaryota; Metazoa; Arthropoda; Insecta; Hemiptera; Aphididae. The record is from the annotation of a GenBank genome assembly.